GCACGCGAGCGCGCUGGCCGAUUGGGCGGGGUGGCACGAAGGAGAGCCUGCGCGCUUCCGGGUAGGAGCUUGGAGAGGUCGGAGGCGAAGGACGUCGCUGGGGUUGCAGGCGCUGGGCCCUCCGUGAGGCUGAGCGCCGUGGCCUCAACAUGUACAUUGGGAAGCUUUUCCAGUCCUCUCCUCUCCCGUGGAGUGCGGCCUUGAAACACAUCUGGGGCAGGCACCAGGGAACCCAUCGAUGGACGCAUUCUGGAGGCAGCAGCACCUACAGAGCGGUGAUUUUCGACAUGGGCGGAGUUCUCAUUCCUUCUCCAGGGAGCGUGGCUGCAGAAUGGGAGGUACAGAAUCACAUUCCUUCUGGAACUAUUUUGAAAGCCUUGAUCACAGGUGGUGAAAGUGGGCCCUGGAUGAGAUUUAUGAGAGGAGAGAUGAAAACAGAGGAGUUCUUACAAGAAUUUGGGAAGCUUUGCUCUGAAAUGACAAAGACCUUGGUGCCCGUGGACUCAUUUUUCUCUCUGUUGACGAGUAAGCAAGUGGCAAAGCAGUUCCCAGUGAUGACUGAGGCCAUAACUCGAAUUCGGGCAAAAGGCCUUCAGACGGCGGUCUUGAGCAAUAAUUUUCACCUUCCCAAUGGAAAAAGCUUUUUGCCCCUGGAUCGGAAUCAGUUUGAUGUGGUUGUGGAAUCCUGCCUGGAAGGAGUGUGUAAGCCAGACCUCAGGAUAUACAAGCUGUGCUUAGAGCAGCUCGGCCUGCAGCCCUCCGAGGCCAUCUUUCUUGACGAUCUUGGACCGAACCUAAAAGCAGCUGCCAGACUUGGUAUUCACACCAUUAAGGUUAAUGACCCUGAGACCGCAGUAAAGGAGUUAGAAACUCUUUUGGGUUUUACAUUAAGAAUGGGCAUUCCAAACACUCGUCCUGUGAGAAAGACCAUGGAGAUUCCAAAAGAUUCCUUGGAGAAGUACCUCAAAGGCUUACUAGGGAUCCAAACCACAGGCCCAUUGGAACUCCUCCAGUUUGACCAUGGGCAGUCAAAUCCAACAUAUUACGUCAGGCUGGCCCAUCACCAGCUGGUUCUGAGGAAGAAACCCCCAGGGACACUCCUUCCAUCUGCCCACGCCAUUGAGAGGGAGUUCAGAGUAAUGAAAGCGCUUGCAAGUGCUGGUGUGCCCGUCCCCCAUGUUCUCGACCUCUGUGAAGAUUCAAGUGUCAUCGGCACUCCUUUCUAUUUGAUGGAGUACUGCCCAGGCCUCAUCUACAAAGACCCUUCCUUGCCAGGCUUGGAGCCCAGCCAGAGACGAGCCAUAUAUACUGCCAUGAACAGAGUCCUGUGCAAAAUUCACAGUGUGGACCUGAAGGCUGUGGGCCUGGAAGACUACGGGAAGCAAGGAGACUACCUUGCACGCCAGGUGCAAACCUGGAUUAAACAGUACCGAGCCUCAGCAACUGGACGCAUCCCCACGAUGGAGAGGCUCAUUGAAUGGCUGCCACUCCAUCUUCCCCGUCAACAGAGGACCGCGGUGGUACACGGGGACUUCAGGCUCGACAACAUAAUGUUCCAUCCAGAAAAGACAGAGGUGCUUGCUGUCCUUGACUGGGAGCUUUCUACCUUAGGUGACCCUCUGGCUGACGUGGCCUACAGCUGCCUGGCUCACCACCUGCCCUCCAGUUUUGCCUUGCUGAAAGGUAUCAGUGACUGUGAUGUGACUCAGCUGGGAAUCCCUACCGUGGAAGAGUAUCUCAGCAUGUACUGUCUUCACAUGGGCAUCCCUCCCGUUGAGAACUGGAACUUCUACAUGGCUUUCUCCUUCUUCCGGGUGGCUGCAAUUCUCCAGGGCGUCUAUAAGCGCUCGCUCACAGGGCAAGCAAGCUCAGCAACAGCUGAACAAAGUGGAAAGCUGGCUGAAUUUAUGUCUGACUUGGCAUGGGAUUUUGCAGUCAAAGAAGGGUUCCGGGUUUUCAAAGAGAUGCCAGCUGCCAAGCCAUUAACAAGGUCCUAUCACACACGGGCCGGUCCACAGUCUCAUUGGAGCCGCACAGGCACCAGGAUUUACAGCUCCAUUCCAGAAGGUUCCCCAGCUCAUGCCUCCAAGGGCUCCCUGGUCAUCUCUCCAGAGGGCCUUUCCCCACGUGCCAGUGCUCUGUAUCAGCGGCUGAAGCGGUUCAUGGCGCAGCAUGUGUACCCGGCGGAGCCAGAGCUGCAGAGGCACCAGACCUCAGCGGAUAGAUGGAACCCUUCCCCACUGAUAGAAGACUUCAAGGAGAAAGCCAAGGCUGAAGGACUUUGGAACCUUUUUCUACCCUUGGAGGUUGAUCCCGAGAAAAAAUACGGAGCAGGACUGACCAAUGUGGAGUAUGCCCAUCUGUGUGAACUCAUGGGCACGUCUCUGUAUGCGCCCGAGAUAUUUAACUGCUCGGCUCCCGACACUGGGAACAUGGAGCUUCUGGUGCGGUACGGGACCGAGGCGCAGAAGGCCCGCUGGCUGAUCCCCUUGUUGGAGGGCAAGGCCCGUUCUUGUUUUGCUAUGACCGAGCCCCAGGUUGCCUCAUCAGAUGCUACCAACAUCGAGGCUUCCAUUCGAGAGGAGGAUGGCUUCUAUGUCCUAAACGGUCACAAGUGGUGGACCACAGGCAUCCUGGAUCCUCGCUGCCAACUCUGUGUGUUUAUGGGGAAAACAGACCCACACGCCUCAAGCCAUCAGCAGCAGUCUGUGCUCUUGGUUCCCAUGGAAACCCCGGGCAUAAAAGUCAUCAGGCCUUUGACGGUGUAUGGGCUGGAGGACGCGCCAGGUGGCCACGGUGAAGUGCGCUUUGAGCACGUGCGUGUGCCCAAGGAGAACAUGGUCCUGGGCCCUGGUCGUGGCUUCGAGAUUGCCCAGGGCCGUCUGGGUCCCGGCAGGAUCCACCACUGUAUGAGGCUGGUUGGCUUCUCCGAGAGGGCCCUGGCGCUCAUGAAGGCUCGCGUGAGGGCCCGCGUGGCCUUUGGGAAACCACUGGCGGAGCAGGGCACAAUCCUGGCAGACAUCGCCCAGUCGCGCGUGGAGAUUGAGCAGGCGCGGCUGCUGGUGCUGAAAGCUGCCCACCUCAUGGACGUGGCAGGGAACAAGGCUGCAGCUUCCGAAAUAGCCAUGAUCAAAAUGGUAGCCCCGUCCAUGGCCUGCAGAGUGAUUGAUCGUGCUAUUCAGGCCUUUGGAGCAGCAGGGCUGAGCAGCGACUAUCCCCUGGCUCAGUUCUUCGCCUGGGCCCGAGCGCUGCGCUUUGCUGACGGCCCUGAUGAGGUGCACCGGGCAACUGUGGCCAAGAUAGAGCUGAAGCACCGCACUUAGACCUGCAGACUGCAGCCUCCGGGCCAAGCCCCACCCAACACUUGCCUACACUGUGAAUGAAGUCUUUAAGGCUUGGUCUGUGUGGCUCCUGCAGCUCUCUUCCAGUCAGGCGGGUGAGCCUGACCCGAGUUUGUUUCAGGCAGGGAGGAAGGGAAUUAGCUGAUAGUCAAGUGGCUUUGGGUCAGAGCCUGAAAGCUGGCUCUCUCUCUCGGUGCCAGACUAGGCAACCUGUGUCCCCCACGUACCCUGUGGGCAUCUGGACACAUAUCUGAAGCCUUUAGACACAAGGGUUAACCAGGCCUGCCUGUCCAGAAGCAGUGCACGUAUCCCUCCCUGGCAAGCAGAGGGGCAGCCAUGACCGGCCAGAUGGUGGUGCAGCUGUAACACAAGGCACUCUGGGAAGGUUCUGGGUUCAUAUACAGAGAUCUCCCUGAACAGACCAGGGUGUGCAUGCCCACGACAUGGCUGAGGCUGGGGGCAGACUAUGUGUGAGGACUCUUUUGGGGGGUGCUAUCUCUCUGGCUCUCUCUUUCUGCCUCAUCCAUGGAGUAAAGAAGGAAACUUUUAUAAACAAACAAAUAAAUAACUCAGGGCCAGACACUCUCCUGGGAAAAUGACACCAAAUCAUGAAGCCACCAGCAUCUAAUGUUCUUCAUCUGAGUGUCCACAACACAGAACACUAAUUAAAAUGUUAUUUUUGGGA
Molecule: messenger RNA, 4026 nt
Organism: Tupaia belangeri chinensis (Chinese tree shrew)
Lineage: Eukaryota; Metazoa; Chordata; Mammalia; Scandentia; Tupaiidae
Gene: ACAD10
Product: acyl-CoA dehydrogenase family member 10
Exons: 21
Coding region: 150-3323 (1057 amino acids)
Molecular function (GO): flavin adenine dinucleotide binding; oxidoreductase activity, acting on the CH-CH group of donors
Source: RefSeq, a predicted model, not a curated record